CUUGGGUAAGAUUGUUUAUUAUUAAUUUAUAAUAGUUAUUAUUAGGUAUUAUGCAUUAGAAACCAUGACGAUAGAAGACAACGUUCACAUUUUAACGGGACCUGAGCCCUAUAGACCAUUCUUAAACACAAAUUUAGGACAACUUUACUAUGAUUUGUUAUCCAAAAGUAAAGUACACUAUGAUGCGAUGGUGGACGCUCAAACAGGGAAAACUUUAUCGUAUAAAGACCUAUUUGAAUACACCUUGAUAUUGGCCGACUACCUACAAGAACUUGGUUAUGGUAAAGACUCGAUUAUGUCGAUAAGCAGCGAAAAUAACUUACAAUUUUUCAUACCAAUUAUAUCAUGUUUAUACACCGGCUCUAUAAUGGCGCCCUUAAACCAUAACUACACCCCUGAAGAGCUAAGUCACUGCAUAAACAUAUCAAAACCAAAAGUCUUGUUUUGCAGCGAAAAAGUUUUGAAUAAGUUUCAGAAAUUAAAAGGAGAGUUGGGGUUCAUAAAGACAAUUAUUGUUAUUGACAGUACAAAGGAGUGUUAUGGGGUUAUAUCGUUAAUGAAUAUGUUAAAAGAAAGAAGGGUUAAUAUGAGCAAAUGGAGGCUUUUUAAGCCUAUUGAAGAUAGGCCUGAGGAUCUUAAAUCUUUUAUAAUGUGUUCCUCAGGGACUACAGGUAUGCCUAAAGGAGUUCUGCAGUCACAUUUAAACAUUGUGGUGAGGCUUAACCAUUGUAGGGAUCCAAGAUACUCAAGGGUCGAUAAGGGUUUAAGAGUGUUGGCAAUUCUACCUUUUUUCCACGGUUUUGGUCUGCUUACAAACCUUGGUGCGAUGUUCAAUCAAAUCCAAAUUAUAAUGAUGAACAAAUUUAACGAAAAAAACUUCCUAGAAACCAUACAAAAUUACAAAGUGAACCUGUUAUGGCUUGCACCACCUUUGGCCGUAUUUCUAGCCAAAAGCCCUUUAGUUAAGAACUAUGAUCUAUCCAACGUAUUAGAGUUAUUAUGUGGGGCAGCACCCUUAGGCAAAAAUAUACAGGAGGAACUUAAAAAACGCCUUAAAAUCGACACUAUAGCUCAAGCUUACGGCCUCACAGAAGCAACUCUAGCAGUCACAUUGCUAGAAAGAAACCAAUACAACAAACAAGGCUCAUCUGGCAAAGUAGUACCACUAAUGAAAUGCAAAGUGAGGGAUCCCGAUACAGGGCGUUCUCUAUCAGCCAAUAAAGUUGGCGAACUUUGCUUCAAAGGACCAAUGGUGAUGCCGGGUUACUACGAAAACCUCGAAGCAACUAAAGCCACCUUCACAUCAGACGGUUGGCUGAGAACUGGCGAUUUGGGUUACUACGAUGACGAGGGGUUUUUCUACAUUGUCGAUAGACUCAAGGAGCUAAUCAAAUACAAGGGGUUCCAAGUUGCCCCAGCCGAGUUGGAAGCUGUAUUACUAAAACACCCAAAAAUUCGCGACUGUGGCGUUGUUGGUCUUCCAGACGAGCUAAGUGGAGAGCUGCCUUUAGCUUUUGUUGUCAAACGCCAAGGGGUGGAGUUGUCGGAAAAGGAAGUUGUUGAAUUUGUUGCAAAAUCAGUUUCGUCUUCCAAACAUUUAAGGGGUGGAGUAAUUUUCAUCAACGAAAUACCUAAGAAUCCAAGUGGAAAAAUUCUAAGAAGAGAACUUAAAAAAUUGUUUAAUAAAUGUAAAAAUAAAUUAUAGUCGAUUUUUGAUGAAUA
Molecule: messenger RNA, 1722 nt
Organism: Brassicogethes aeneus
Lineage: Eukaryota; Metazoa; Arthropoda; Insecta; Coleoptera; Nitidulidae
Source: the annotation of a GenBank genome assembly